CACAAGUACUCUGAAUAUAUUUGAAUGAUUGUGAUUACUUAAUAAAAUCGUGCAUGUGUGUUGGCAUCCAAAGCUGUUGAUUCAAUAGUGCGUGAAAAGGCAUCCAGAACACAAGGUUUAGAGCCGGCGUUCUCGAAUGCUUAAAAAAAUAAGAAGACUAUCUUAUUCUCAUGGUUGGCGUUGAAAUUUGAAUUCAAAUACUUACACAUAAGAUCUGUCAGUCGUGCUCUGGAAUCAGAUCAAGAAAGUGCAGCGAGAAAGAAAAAUCAGGUUCAAUGGACUCGCUAGCACGUGCUCUAUUGCCCUACCGGGAUGUGAUCGGCAAUGUGGCGGGAAUUUUGACCAUCGCUCAGUUCCUCAGUGGUUGCUUCACAUGCAACAAAAUUCGACACAAGGGCAGCUCGGAAGGAUUCUCGCCAUUGCAGUUCGUCUUUGGGUGUGGACUAACGGUCCUGCAACUCAAGUACUCGCAGAUGCUGAGGGCGGCCGCACUGAUUCGAACCAGUUCCUACGCACUUGCCAUUUGCUUGGUUUAUUCAGGAUGGUUUCUGUUCUACACCCCCAGCAGUAAACGAAGUGACUUCUGGAAGUUAGUGAUGCAAACAAUUUUACUGGUGGGAGGAGCACUACUCUAUACAGGUUUUGAAGAUCCUGUCCUGGUGAAAGACCGUUUUGGAUUGUUAGUUACAAUUCUGACCCUAUGCUAUAUUGGAUUGCCAUUACUGAAAUUGGGUGAAGUAAUCAGAAAUAAGAGCAGUGAAGGGCUACCCCUACCGGUGAUUCUGGCCAGUACUGGAGCCUCCAUCCUGUGGCUACUGUACGGAAUCAUCCUGCAUAACUACUUCAUCAUUGUUCAGAAAGUGAUAGCCCUCGGUUUGUGUGCAGCACAGUUGUCGUUGUUUGUGAUUUAUCCAGCACCAGCUGCAGGGCCGAAGCAACAGAAACGCAAAGACGAAUAGAACAAGCUCCGUAAAGUAUUCAAUGGAAAGUCAACCGAGCGUGCUGAGAUAAGGGCGUUUACGCAAAGUGCUGGGCGACCGAUAAGGGCAUGUAUGUCGUUUGUUAUGUGGGAAAAUAGUCUCAACUGGAGGAAAUGAACGGAAACAUUAAUGGAGCAAUUGCCUGCCUACUAAUGCUGCAGGUGAGAUAUUUAUAUACAGAUAUUCGUUUCGGCAUUUAAUUUAUUCGAUGUUUGAGACCGUUAUCAUACAUACACAUUUGUACAUAUAAAAAUUGAAGCGAUAUGAAAAAUUAAGCUUAGAUUGUUACAAGUAUUCUGCAUAAAAAAAUAUUUAUAAGCAAUAAUACUCUUGGAGCGAUAAUUACCUAUUAAUUACCAUUAUUAAAAGAAAUAGAAAUAAAAAAAUAUAGAAGAUA
This is a messenger RNA of Armigeres subalbatus, 1377 nucleotides long. Its product is annotated as sugar transporter SWEET1-like. The record is from RefSeq and is a predicted model, not a curated record. Lineage: Eukaryota; Metazoa; Arthropoda; Insecta; Diptera; Culicidae. Gene Ontology annotation, biological process: carbohydrate transport. Gene Ontology annotation, molecular function: sugar transmembrane transporter activity. The transcript has 4 exons. Gene Ontology annotation, cellular component: membrane. The coding region runs from base 276 to 959 and encodes 227 amino acids.